Prorocentrum cordatum is the source of this 1941-nucleotide messenger RNA. NCBI's taxonomy places the organism in Eukaryota, Dinophyceae, Prorocentrales, Prorocentraceae. The record is from the annotation of a GenBank genome assembly.
AUGGCCACUGGCUUCCACCGCAGCUGGGGCUUGCAUCGGAUGCCUACCCAGGGGCCCGACGCGAGGAGGGUUGAUGUCAUUGCGACGGACAAUGCCUUCUGGGCCAAGGUCAGAGUCGUCGCCGACCUCGGCGACGGCAUCGACGUUGAGAGGCGUUGGAUGCGGGGCUGCCCUUAUCACGAGGAGGAAUGCAUUUGCUUUGCGAAGAAGGGCAAUAACUUCCAGUGCCCAAACCAGCUCAAGUCUUGCAGAGGCCCUCAGCCUCGCGCGAGGCUUCAUGACACCCUCGACAGAUGGCGAAAUAACCAGAUCGCGCUCCGCACGAACUCCGACGAUGGCCCGACAGGGGAGAUAUACCGAGCAACGCAUGCGGCAUUCGGCCACCUCUUGGGCCUCGUCAAGCACACGUUUAAGUUCAUCGUUCACUUGCCGUAUCGUUUCUGGGAAGCUCGGGACCCAGCAGUCGCAAGGACUCUUCUUGAUAUGUAUCGUGAGGGCGUGGGGCGAGGUCUUCAGUAUCACCGAGUGGCCGCUCGUUGCUGCGAGGGCGACCUGAGCGCCGACUUCAUCGACCACUGCGAGGGCCGCGGCCUGCCCCCUCGACUGGACGCCGAGCUCAAGGCGCUCGAGUGCGCCAAGUUCGACGGUGCUAGCGCUGAGGCUGUUCACGGGCAGUUGGCGCGCAUUGCGGUUGUAUCAACCGCUUCGUCAUGUCGUUUCAAGGCCAGCGGAGCACGCGCGAAGCAGGACUGGACGGAAUGCGGCCUUUAUUGUUCUCUCGGUUGGGCGAGCAGACCCACUGAGUUUUGGAAUAAGUACAAGGCUGUCGUUCAGAGAGGCAUUUGCAGGAGGGGCCAGUUGACGCCCAAACGCGUCGGCGAUGCAGACUUUUGCGCGGACGUUUACAGAUACGGGUGGCAUUCUCAACAUGACUGGAGCGAGCUCAGCACGGGGAAGCCGGAUCCUCGGAGGGCGCAGGCUUCAACCACCUUCGGUCGGAUCAAGAAGGACUUCAUAACGACGCUGGUGAAGCCUCACCAGCUGUACUCCGUGCUGACUGACCAGGAGAUGAUCGAUGAUGCCAGGCUUCACCCAUUGGGCGGUGAUGGUGAGGUCGGCGACCCAGUGCGCGAGUUGUCGGCCUUCGAGGUGAUUGACUUGCACCCGAAUGCGAAGCGCGUCCCCGAAGCCUACGGCGCGAAGACGAUGUUCUGCCCUGCCAUGGUCAGGAAAUGGAUCUUACAUGGUGCUGGACCUUUGCCUCAGUCGCCUGUUCAACUCACGCUUCGUCCAUCUAGCGAUGGCCCCGCUGCGAUGGACAUCCGUGCCAUGUCGUCUUGGAAGAAGCGCAGGGAUUCACUUCGCAUGUGGGCCGAUCGCGCCCCGUCCGAAAUCCACGGAUGCCUCGACGUCUCUAAGCCAGUGGACUGGAACGACAUGAUGCCCUUACCGUGGGCGCCUGCGACGUGCCCAGCUGCGACGACGGUUGCAAAGAUGGAGGAGCUGGGGUGGGUCGAAGGUGAGCCACAUCACCGCCCGCUCCCCAUUGCAGACAAACUCAUCAGUUACGAAGACGCGACCAGUCGGAAGUCAUACCUCCUUGCGUUGAUGGACGCGGACUCUUUACAUGCCCGAGGGUGUGAUGCUAUUCGCGCUGGCCAGAGCGAGCUGCAUUGCCGCUGCCCUCUCAACGUCGACCCGAGGACGCCGCCCAGCCACAAUGCCGAGUACUACCGCAAGGCGCUGAAGCAAGGUGGCUUCGGGGACCUGGCGGAGAUCGUGGUUGGCGGCGACGGCGUGGCGGCGCCCAUCCGCGCGAUGGGCGCUGCGCUCGGAGCUGGGCCCCGUCCUCUGCCAGCUGCUGGAGAGGAUUCCUUGGGCGCCCAGGUGCAUCGGGAGGGGGGGCGUAGCCCCGUGCCAAGCCCGAAGGGUCACACUUAA